Molecule: messenger RNA, 1422 nt
Organism: Conger conger (European conger)
Lineage: Eukaryota; Metazoa; Chordata; Actinopteri; Anguilliformes; Congridae
Exons: 5
Coding region: 1-669 (222 amino acids)
Source: RefSeq, a predicted model, not a curated record
AUGGGAGCUCCUCCUCAGACUCCGCUCUGCGAAAAGAGGCAGGCUGGUGACCCCGCGCGUUUCGGAGGAGAACCGGCGGACGCCUGCGCCCUGAUCUUUCGCUUCCUCCCUCUCUCCCUCCCUCCGCCUGCCGUCGGUCAUCUCUCGCUCCGGGCAGAGGCUGCCGGACUCCCGUCCGUCCGUCUGUCCGUCCGUCCGUCCGGUCCGAUCCGAUCCGGUCUGAUCCGGUCCGUCCGUCCGGUCCUGGGCGGGCUGCCGGGUCCUGCAGGGGACGGGUCGUACCUGAGCCCAUCUCUGGAGCGAGGCUGGGGCCCGCUGUCAUCAGCCGGGGACGUUGCCGAGGGCGACCCCGGGCUCCCAACUCGCAGGGGCCAGAUGUCCAACUCCGUGGAUUCCCCCGGGGAGCUGAGCUUCGUCUCGGAGCACGACACAUUCUCGGACUCGUCCGACACAUCCGCGCGCAGGCAGAGACAGAGGAAGGAGAAGGAGAAGAAGAAGAAGAAGAAGAUGAGGAAGAAGUCGGAGCGCGGCGUAGCCUCGCACUCGCCGUGCGAGACGGCGGCGGACCCCAUGCUUCCCAGCAGCCCCUGCGAGAGGAAAACGCCGAAGGUCGCGGAGCGGCCCGCGACAGGGCAGACCAACGGGGCGUUUGAGCCAGACACCGACUGAAACCCAGCGACGCAACGCGCCCGGGGGGCCUGAUUGUCUAAGGCAGGGGUCGGCAACCCUGGUCCUGGAGAGCCGCAGGGUGUGCUGGCUUUCGUUGUUACUUGGCAUUAAUUGAUCAGUGAAAGCCGUUGAUUACACAGUUAACUCACCUCGCCUGGUUUCUUGGGUCUGAAUCGGUUGCUUAUUUUAAGGUGGAGACGAAAGCCAGCACACCCUGCGGCUCUCCGGGACCAGGGUUGCCGACCCCUGGUCUAAGGCCUUCAGCAUGUUUAAAACCUUUUCACACCCACAACGCCAAAUACAUGAUGAGACCCCCCUGCUGAUAAAAAACAGCUCAAGCUAGGUCUUGAGACAGCUGGUAGCUGGUUGACCAGUUCAGAUCAGCUCCAUACUCAACAUGGUUUGACCAGCUCAAGCUAUGUUUUGAAACAGCUGGUAGCUGAUAAUUUCAAGCUGAUGAUAGCAGGGCCAUGACAGGUCUGGUUAUUUGUUUUGUGUGUGCCAAUAGGGUUUUCACAUGCUAAAGGUCUUGGUAAAUCUGACCCUUUAAACUGACUUCAUGUGGAUUAAAAUGACUUUAUGUGGAUUGAACUGAAGAUCCUCUUCACUGCGCAGUUGUACAGGGCAUCCAUCCUCCAGAAUGAUUAUCUGACAUACCUUGAUCCCUGGAAGAAACCAGGAAGAAACCUGGAGAAUGGGAUUGCAAGGAAAGCCGAUCUGCUUUGUGAUGUAAAAUAAACAUGUUUUAUAAAA